Carcharodon carcharias (great white shark) is the source of this 4332-nucleotide messenger RNA. It is a transcript of the gene terb1, whose product is annotated as telomere repeat binding bouquet formation protein 1. The transcript has 21 exons. The coding region runs from base 1 to 2952 and encodes 983 amino acids. Gene Ontology annotation, biological process: meiotic attachment of telomere to nuclear envelope; homologous chromosome pairing at meiosis. The record is from RefSeq and is a predicted model, not a curated record. Lineage: Eukaryota; Metazoa; Chordata; Chondrichthyes; Lamniformes; Lamnidae.
AUGGAGAACCCAGAAAGAACAGGUGCCAACAUACUUUGUGGGUUAAAAACAGAUUUGAAUUUACUGCUGGAAUGUCUGAAAUAUCAGAUGGACAGCCCUGUGACUCAGAAACAAGCCCUGAUCACCAUCCAUUCUAUAUGUCAACAGAACAGUGAAGCAAGUGAUUACUUUCGUGAGAUUGGAGGCUUGCAGUUUGUUAAUGGACUUAUAAAACUGAGUGAUGCUUCUAUUCUUCGAGAGGCUGCCUUGUUCACUUUAGGGGUGUUAGCUGAAAGCAGUGUGUACUGCCAGCAGAGUUUGUGCACUGCAGAACUGCUGUCUGAUGUUGCCUUGUCACUUGCUCAGGAGGAUACUUCAUUGAUUCUGAAGAGGAUGAAUAUCUAUGUGAUCCUGGUUUUGGUGUCACACAACAAGAUUGGACAAGCAUUGGCGAGGACAACUGGAUGUAUUGAUGUUCUUCUGAAUUUGUUCAGAACUAGUUUCCCAAUGUCGGACAAGGAGUCCAUGCAUGAAAACAUUGGUCAAUGUUACGAGCUGUGGUCAUCCAUUGGUAGCACUCUCUGUGCUUGUGUCAACAAUCCACAAAAUGAAGACAACCAGAGACUGUGUACAGCAGCCUUUCCAUUUGCAAAAGACUGCCUGCAGAAAUGCAUCAGACAAGAAGUAAUCAGGCCCAUUUGUGCAUUUAUUGGUCUCACUGUUGCUAACAACUCAUACGUACAGGACUACUUUUGCAAAGUUGGUGGCCUGGAUGCUCUUGCUCAGGCUCUUGUGAGAUUGGUGGAUGAAUCUGUAAGACAUCAUUCCAGCACAAAGCUGGCAAUAGCUGUGAUAAAGACACUGGAUUCCUGUAUUUCAGAAAAUCCUCCUGCGGCUUCCUGCUUGUCGGAAUACUUAAUCGUACCCAAGCUUCUGGCACUGUUGAUACAGAAUGGUCUUGACAUAAGCAGUAAAUUGGGCAUUAUUCUUGCUAUUGGGCACUGCACUGAUGGAUGUGAGGCGCAUCAGUAUCAGCUACUGCAGAGCAAAGGGCUUCCACUUAUGAUCCAAAUAGUAGCUGAAUCUCAGGAUGAGGAACAAAGGAAAGCAGCCACCUUCGUUCUACAGAGUUGCCAGCUAAUAACUGAGAAACUAUCGAAUAGCCUGGUAGAGAAUUUUCAACCAAGAGGAGACAUGGUUACUUCAACUGGCACUGAUUAUCAAAAGGACAACAGCCUGAAAAAUUAUUGGAAAUUUGCAGAAGGAUUUCUAAAUAGGAUAAAGACAUUAGAAAAACAGCAAGAAGAGCAGAUGAAAAGUAGUAUUUUGAAUGCUGGAGAGACAGAUGUACAGCAAAGAGCUACGGGAUCAAAUUCACAUGUGAACCUGAAGCUUCAGUCAUGUGAGCCAUUGCUCACAGGAACAGACCAGAUGGUGAAACAGAAGGAAGAUGUGCCACUGAAACAUUGCAGCGAACAGCAUUCUUUGGAUAAAUCUUGCAUGGAUAAUACAACAAUCAAUAAAUGGACUGGUGAAACAAGACAGGCAAAAAAUCAGGAUUUUACCCCAGAGAAAAGAAAACUCCAUUUGAAUCAUGCAGCAGAUGAAUACAGGGAAGAGGAUUCUGUUAUUCCUGCAAUUAAUUCAUCCUAUUCAAGAGCUGAAGGAAAUAAAAUUCAAUACCGAGAUCAGAGGCUAAUGGAAAAAGUGAGACGACAGAUAUUUGUAGAAGAUGAUUUUCCACAGGAGGCAAAUAGAGAAAUUACCAACGCAGAUCAGUUGGGAAAUGUUGACAAACUGAGUUCUGAUGCCAAAGCAAGGAACACAAAUAGCCAGCAAGAUGAUUUGCCCAUUGGCCCAGCUGGUAUUGGUGGCUCUAGUGCAUCCUCUGACACUCAGAACAGAGAUUACAUUCCAGAAACUGAUCAGCAGUAUGGUGCAACAUUUUGGUUUGCGCAGUAUGGAAAGCCAUCUAACCAGCCAAUAACUGUACCUGAGGCUAAACUCUCAAAACCAAGUACAUCAAGGAAAGAGCAGAAAUCCAGCGACAAGCACGAUUUUAAAAAGAGGAAUGACAUCUUUUCUGAUGGCCAGAACUCAUUCAAAAGACCUGCUCCAAUUAGCAGAAAGAGGAGCAAACAGAACAACAUAGAUCCACUGAUUCUGUGUUCCGAUCUAAUUGAUAAUGAAAUCACUAGUACUCUUACCAGUCCUGCAACUUCACUUAACGCGGGCCAAGAUUUCCGGUGUUCAGGUUGUUCAACUAUAUCAACCUCCCUGAAUAGCAGAAAUUUCUGCAAAAUUCUUCAGUUGUGCCCCAACAAAUGUGAUCGACACAAAGUGAUUCAAGAAUGUGAGGAUAGAUACAAGAAGGAGCUAAAGAAGUUAUUAACCUGUUACAGUACUAUGAAUGAUAAAAAGAUUCUUUUGACUCCAAUCAAAAAAACUGCAUCUCACAUGACAAAUUUCCAAAGACAACAAACAGAUUUGCAAGCCUGGCCUAAACCAUCUACAAAAGACGUGCACGAGAAAAAAAUUCUUUUGACACCAAUCCAAAAAUCUGCAUCUCACAUGACAAAUUUCCACAGGCAACAAACAGAUUAUAUAACUUGGUCUAAACAAUCAACAAAAGAUGUUCAUAAAGAAAAUCAGAAAUACCAGUCAGACUGCAGAAAAGGUUUGUGGACUCCACAGGUCUGCAACCAAACCACAUUUCGGGAUCAUAUUUAUUCUUUUGAUGACAAUAAGCAUUCAGACACAUGCGAAAACACGUCCGGAAUGAAACCAAAGACAAAAAGGCGGCAGCGCAAGGAUUUCACAGUAAAGGAAGUUAGCUACCUCCUAGAUGGAGUGAAGAAAAUGGGAUAUCACUGGAAUUCUAUUCUUUGGUCAUACCCAUUCCAGAAAGGAAGGACCAAUGUGGAUCUAGCACACAAGUACCGGAACUUGCAGAAAAGAAACUCCACAAAAUAAAGAUCAAGGUGGCCAAGACUCCUUGGAGGAAUGGGGAUGACCUCAAAUGCAUCUGUAAUUUUAGGUUGCCAUAUACAAUUCAAGGAACUAGGCUGUAUGGUGAGAUUUAGCAGCUGUACAGAUUGUAAAAGGCUAAAGAAACCUUGCUAUCGUAUUGUACUACGUGUAUUCUAAAAUGAAUCUAGAUUGCAACAGUUGCCCUCAGUGCUCCCGACAAACAAACUUUGUCACACCAUGUUGGAAAACGUAUGAGUCAUCUGGCAAGAACAGAAUUAGGCUUGGUUAAGACAGUCAGCAUUCACUGCUAUACUCAAACAGACAAAGCAAGUCCUUGGGUGAGGUACCAAAGUAUUGCUGGGGGUGCACAUCACUAGGAAGAGCCAAGCAUUCAGGGGGUAAUUGGUCUAAUUUGGAAUGGGAUGCCUCCCAUGUUUAUUAUAAAUUUCAGUUUACAAUAAUUAAGUAGUUUUGCUGCGCUUGUGUUCCCUCUCCAACUCCCGAGUGUAAUUUUGACAUAGUUCUCAACUGUUUAAAAAUGACUGAGUAACGUUACAAGUGUGCUAAUUAUAGUACUAACCAGUGUUCAGAGAAACGGCAACUGCUUAGAGAUUGGAUGGCAUGUCUAAAAUAUUUCUGCUUUAAACCAGUGGCAGAGAGCUUGCGGAAGCCUCAUACCACUAAUGAGCUGCUCAUCGGAAAAUCCUCAUACACAGUGACAUGCAGAAACUCUAGCUUCUGAGCUAGGCAGCUCUGCCAAUCCAACCAUUGAAGCCCAUACUACUUGGUAUGUUUGAAUUGUGAGAGUCCAGAGGGUUGGAAGGGAUUGGUGCUUGUUCUCAGCACAAUUGCUUCAGAAUACCAAAUGCUUGUUACUAUCAACAUCAUAGAAACAAUGAUUUAAAUUUUAUAGAUAGGUGUGUAUAAUAGGGUCAUCUGAGGGGCUAAGUGACUACUGCAGCUUUGAUGCAUUAUCAGAAUCCUAUUUAUUAUUUUGACUUCUUCAUAAAAAUAUUUAUCUGCACUAUUCACAUUGUAUUGAAUUUAUAUAGAAUAGAACAUUCCUUAGCAGUUUCCACUAGCAAGACAGUUUAAAAAGGAACUAUUAGUAAGUGCCAGCAAACUACUUAAUUUUACAUUGGCCUGCCAUCGAUGUCCUUAGCUUAUAAUUCCUUCUUGGGAAAGUCAGUUGAAAAUCCACAGAAGUAAUAUAGCAUGUCUACACUUGCCCCCUCUGCAUUAAAUCAUCCUUCCUUCUAUUGUGCCACUAACCUGACAGUUCAGAAAACCAGCACAUGGGGGAGCUGUCAAGAUAUUGUAACACCAUCAUACCAAUUCUUGCAUGAUAAUGUAUUAAAAACAAUAAACCCAGACUAAAACUCA